CUAAUGCCAUACCAGGACGUUUGCCAACUGCAAGUGGAUUCUCUUCUUUCUCUAACGGCCAGACACACGAGCAAAGCAAAUAUCCUUGUGCGUUUCAUAUUCAAGAGCUUGCAAGGUCUUGAUGACAUCUACUUAUCUACUUCCCUGUGCUUAUCGAUUUCCUUAUGCCCAACUAUAAAGAAGAGAAGACAACAGAGUCUACAACUUUAGAUGCAAGUUUGUACCUGUCUUGCUAUGUGCCUGGAUUUAAAACAUUAUAAAUAGACCUUCUGUUGACUACUGAAUGGUGAAGAUGAGUUCAGAAAGCGAGACAAUAAAACCAAAGACCGAUUUUGGACUCAUUCUAAAUUAUUCUAAUAAGUGUAUUUGGAAAAAUGACUCCGGUGCAGGUGCAAAUGCAGCUUGUCGAAUAGACAAGACAUUUUCUGCCAUUGACCCCCUAUCCGAAAUAGUUUGGUCUCCAGAUAAAGGUUUCAGUCUCAAAUGUGUUGAUUCAAGUUUUACUAAUAAAAAGACCUCUCUUUUGGGGGAUGUUGAACCAAGCAGUAUGGUUCUUGCUCUGCUCCAAAGCGUUAAUGGAAGUUCUACCACAGAUAAACCUAUAGAUGAUGUUUCUGUAGAACCUAUUGUUGUCAUAUGCUCGAAGAGUGAUGUUUCAUCCACAGAUACUCCUGCUAGGAAUCCAGCAAGUGAUUCAAUUGUCAUCAUUCCAGACCAUAAAACAUGUGAAGAUGAUCAUGAUAUAGGAUUUGGUGAUAAUAUGCAGAAAAUGACCACUGAAAGAGAAACACCUAAUUUGCCAAACAGUCAGAAGGAGAAUGUAAUGAAUGACUUGGAGAAGAAUAUUUGUGCUCAAGCCAACAUUGGAACAGCUAUAAUAUCUGAGAUAAAGGGAAACAAAUCUACUAUGUCAGGUCAGGUUGAUGAAAGGCUGCUUAGUAAUUUAUCACUUCAAGGAGAUGAACCUAAAUGCAGAAUGGAAGAAAAUCCUUCACCAAGUAAACAUUGCAAUGGAGACAUAGAUACUGGUAUUGUCAACCAGGUGGUUGAAAUAGAAGAUGGAUUGUAUACUAUGGUCGAGCAUACAAUCGAAUGUAAAGGUUCCAGUGCUCUAGGAACAAAUUUAAUAUCUUCUGGCAUCAGUCCUUCACAAAAACUGGAAUCAACUGCAGAGAAUGAUUUACAAACAUUCAACUAUGAGGCUACUUGUGCAGCAACAAGCACAGUUCUUGUUUCAAAAUUCAGCAAGAAUAAAAACAAAUUCCAUGUCAAUGAAAAGAUGCUACUAUGCAGUAAGAACCAUCAGGUCAUGCCUUCUCCAAGUAAUAGCAGGAUUCAAAUGACAAGAAAUGAAGGUAAGGAAAAGUCCUUAUCAGAUGAGGAUUCAAAUGCCACUUUAUCAAAGGAGGAAGAGAGCCAUUUAAGUGUUGAAAGCUUCCACAGUGCUGGGUUGUUUUUGGCAGGUAGGAAGAGAAGCAAGAUGCAACAAGUGAUAAUUGGGAGUAAAAAAUUCAAAAAGCAAACUCAAGAAACUUCAUGUUCUAAAUCCUAUGUUAAACCGGAUAGCUCAUUCAUGAACUUGAUUUCAAACAUGAUCAAAGGAUGCUCACAAUCAACUCAAGAUGGGGACAAGUCUUUGGCUCUUAACCUUGAAAAUCCUAAUCAUCAUCUUCAACAGCUAGAUCAGAAACUUCUCAAGUGCAACAAGAAUCAAGAUUCAGAGCUAAAAAAUGCAGGGUUCAGAUCAAAUUUUCAGUCUAUGGUUGGUGCAAAAUUUAAGAAUGUGGGAACAAGAAUGUCUCAAGUCGGAGAGGCUUCUAAAGAUUUUGAGCCAGGUACCAAGGUACAUGGAAUUGAUGCCACUCCAAUAACCUUCUAUGCAGAGAACAAUAGCCUUUACAGACAGUAUUUGCAAUCAAAUAAGCUUGAAAUAUCCGAAGGGAGAUUUGAUGCCUGUCCCCCCAUACAGCCGCAGACAAGACCUAUAAAUUCUCUCAACAGUCAUGAACACUGGAAAAAUAACUCAAUGGAGAAUGAAAAUUGUUACAACUUGGAGCUAACUAAGGAGAAAGAAGGAAUGGCAUUACUAUCAUUACAUUCACCUUCAACUAGACAAAACAGAAAUGAUAAUGAGAAUGCCGAGUCUUGUGCAAUGUAUGAGAGUAAGGGAAUCUGUCAUAGAAGUGAUAAUGUGGAAGGUCUCUGGAUAAAUCGUUUUUUACCAAAGUCAACUUCCCCCUUGGUAGUUUUUGAUCACCUUAAUGAGAGGGGUGGUUCUGAAGUUCAUUCUGCGUCUUGCGCAAUGCUUCCAAAUUCCAAUAAACACAUUUCUCUGAACAACUGCAAGAUUGAAGAGGCUAAAGAGCAAUCUGCUGAUGACCAACUUCUUAGUGAGGCUCAAAAUUUACAUAAUUGUUGUGUCAAUAAAGAGGAUUCCACUGUCCUUAAGGAUGAUAAGGGAAAUCAAUAUCACACAGCAAAGCUGCAUAAGUUCAACUCCUUUACACCUUUCCCAGGAUUGAGAGCUGCAGGGCCAAUGGUGUCCAUGUUUGCAAGGAGAUUAGGUGCCAUCAAACAAUUCCAGCAUACAGAAUAGUCUACCCCACACAGGAAGACAUUAUACAGUGGUGGUGCACCACCUCAGAAGCUGGUGCUGAGAUUCCAACUGAAGAAGAUCCAAUAGAAAGAAUAAAAAUUCAAAAUAAGAAAAUGUUAGAUUUCCUAUGGAGGCAAAGUAUCUACCGUUAACAGCUCCAAUUUAUUCUUCGUUUUGUAUACAAAAGUUGCCUUUCUUUGCUUAAAGUUAAAGAUGCUUCACCCAACCACCCAACACGCAUCAUCAAAGACGAGCUAUUCCAAGAAUUUGGUUUGUCUUUGAAAGGAAAGUAGUGGCAAUCUACCUUACUUUCCGUUGAAAUUAAUAAUUUUGUACAUUGCUAGUGAAUAGACACUUUCACGUGGAGCUUGUAUCCUGGGUUGAUAAAAAUAUAUACGAAUCCAAGCUUGCUUGAAGAUUUUCUUUUUUGAGUA
Glycine soja is the source of this 3030-nucleotide messenger RNA. RefSeq lists its product as uncharacterized. The coding region runs from base 284 to 2596 and encodes 770 amino acids. The transcript has 6 exons. NCBI's taxonomy places the organism in Eukaryota, Viridiplantae, Streptophyta, Magnoliopsida, Fabales, Fabaceae. The record is from RefSeq and is a predicted model, not a curated record.